UCGCUUGUCGAUUGCUCGCCUACUUGUCGGUACAUGAACAAUCGAUAGCACCUGUCGCCGAUUAUUGUGAAUGGCAUCACAGAAACGUGCUGGACCUGUUUGUAUAAACACACUUUCAAGAUGGAAUUAAUGCAUGGCGCAUCGAUGCUCUCCCGGCCCGCGGAUGAGUUCGGCAACGAUUCCAUGGUCGAGGAAAUGUGGGCGGCAAAAGCGCUUGAACAUGCGGAGGUGCACUUCAAUUUGCUGACCAGUGUGCAUCCCUCGCAGCUGCGUUUGACGCCCUACGAUGAUCAAAUCUAUGCCACAUUUCGUCAAGAUUUUCCUGAUUUGCAAGUUGGCCGGCUUAGCGAUGAUGUGCUUAAAUCCGCCAGCGAAAAGCUCAAAUGGCGUCAAUUUGCUGAAAAAUUUAACAAGAUGGAAGACUACUCAUACGGCACAUUAAUGCGAGCGGAUGCCAGCAAGGAAUUCUCACCUGACAACUCGAUAUUUGUGUUUCGUGUCCAAUUUUUGGCCAUUGAAAUAGCGCGCAAUCGCGAAGGCGCCAACGAUGAGAUCCACAACGCGAACAGACCCGUCAAAAAACAGCCACAGAGCGAAGCUGCACCAGCGCAAUGAUGCAGCAGCAUUUUAUAAUUAUAUUAGUUUAGUUUAUCAACACGCACUUGUUGCACUUUAUGUGUAAAAUUGCAACGAAAGCUGCUGGCGCAGCCAACACAACUUAACGAAGCUUUUAGGCGUUGCCAACUUCACAAUGAAGAAGCCUUAGCCGCGUUGUCAACUUCACAGCAUUUAAAUUGAGUGACAAAAUGAAAGAAUUAUGUUUGAAAUUUCAUAAUGCAAUAAAAUAAUUUAUAAAAUACGACUUUGGAACUAUAA
Messenger RNA from Drosophila albomicans, 876 nucleotides. RefSeq names its product protein PBDC1. Bases 121 to 615 code for a protein of 164 amino acids. Gene Ontology annotation, cellular component: cytoplasm. Lineage: Eukaryota; Metazoa; Arthropoda; Insecta; Diptera; Drosophilidae. The record is from RefSeq and is a predicted model, not a curated record. The transcript has 3 exons.